UUCUCGCGAGGAUUACCGAGAUCUGACUCCAAUUUUCCGGCGAUCUCCAUUCCUAAUCAGUUCCACUUGUCGCUUGUGAUAAAUUUCGAGGAGAAUUUUUGCUGACUCCCUGUGCUGUGUUGUGCUGAGAUAAUAUGAUUGUCCACAUUUGCUCCCUUAUUCGAUUUGUCUUUUUGAUCCCCAACUCGUUCGCUGUCUCUUGGGAGAUUUGUGCUCUCAUCUACGAUACCACAGCAGUCUGUGCCUCUUCCCUCUAGUGCUGGGCGGCUAGGUUCGCGAUUAUUGAAAGCUAGGAAUCGUAGGAUUCAACUCCGAACCCAAUUACUUACUUUCUAAUGAUAUAAUUUCUUCAGGUGGUUACCUGUUUGGCUCAAAACAUCUUCAAGAUUUGGGAUGACCUUGAUUUCGGAAGAUUACAAACCAUCAACUUUUAUUUUUUUUAAAUAAAUUGAUUUUAGAGAUUGAAGUAGCUGAUAACUGUUGGUUUACGUAAAAAGGAGUCGGAACUUUUCUUCUGCAUUAAUCAAUCGUGGGAAUCGGUUCUGGAAUGGAUUCUUCGCCCAGCUCUACUUCCCUCCCUUUUUCAGACCACAUAUUCUUUCUUGCAAGAAGAAUGGGGAAUCAAAUUUCAAGUGGAUGUAAAACUAGGGUAGGAGGAGUAAAAACGGUUAAUCUCCUCUGGCAAUGACUACCCAAAGAAACAAGGAAAUAAAGAAACAGCAAAAUUGUUGAAACGGCAAGAAUAUAUCUAAAGAGCCAGGUCGCUGCAACCUCCGCCAUGUUGUGAGCACACGUCCUUGACCUAAAAUAUCAGACGCCAUAUUUGACCGUUGCCAUGGGUCGAAGGAAAGUCGUAACCAUCGCAUUCCUGAUUGGCCUCACCUUAGUCAACAUAUUGUUAGCCAGGUUUGUUAUUCGGCCUCUAAGGACACGUCAGUCAGAACUGCUGAACAGACUGAAAACUCCUGUUGCCCCAGCAACGUCCAAGAAACAAGUUCUGGUUGUUCAGGAUAUACAUCCGAUCAAACAUCUUGAGGAAGCGGGAGCCAUUCCAAAACAAACGUUGGACCAAUUGUCGGAGCCUGCCAACUCGGAACAUCAUAAUCAAAACGUUGCUCAAAACUCCCCCAAAGACCCAACCUUCUCAGAUUUGAAUAACGCUGCAGCAGGGGACCCAGACAACCUGGGCAACUUGCCCCUGGAUGAGCUAGACAAUGCCGGACUCCAGAACUUGAAAUGGAAUUUAGAGCAGCUUAAAAUGGCCCUGAAUAAAAAGAAAUCUGAAUCUCAAAAGGAAGAAAGUCAGUAUAAACCAGACGAGAGUGGUGUGUUCUUUUCUGAAGGACAUAAACAAGAGAAGAGUCCGACAGAAUUUUUUGAAAAUGGAAAAUCCAUUUUACAAAUUAUGAAAAUUUAUCCUAAGGCACCCGAGGAAGCUGCUCAACUUGAAUAUCAGCCUCAGUCGUUCUCACAUUCCCCUGCCAAAGGGAAAGACAGUGUGUUCAGGAAUACAGCGGGUUUAUUUGAACGCUUGAAGAAAGAGCAAACUGUGCAGUUGAAUCUAAAUAACAGCGACGAUACUCAAAACCAAGACCAGCCCCUGGAAAAUCCGAGCAACGUUCCAACUUUAGAACCAUUCGACCAACCUGAGCAAAAAUUGAAACAGCUGCAAAGCGAAGUUUCCAGUCUAAAAGUAGAGAGUAACGUGAUCCUUCAAAAGAUGUUGAAGAAUCUUGUUCAGGAAAAUCUGGUGGAUGCAAAUACGGAGGAUGGAAAAGUUUUGAUGAACCUACAUCGUAACCUGGAAAAGGGCUUGUUGACUUUUCCAGGGAUGUUGAGUGAGUCUCUGCCCACUGAUAAUGGCGGUCAACAACUCUCUGGACUGGUCAACGGAGGUCAGGUGUUGCCGGGAAGCACAGAUUUGUAGCUGAAUUAUCUGUAUUUGGAGACGGUAUCAAUAACUGUUUGCAUGAUUCAGUGUGUGUGAGUGGGGCUGGGUGAUUAUGUGCAUAUGGGUGAGUGUAAGCAUGUGUGUGUUUUUGUUUGUUUGUGUGUGUGUGUGAGUGUGUUUGAAUGUGGGUGUGAGAGUG
Aplysia californica (California sea hare) is the source of this 2090-nucleotide messenger RNA. RefSeq lists its product as uncharacterized. The transcript has 5 exons. Bases 836 to 1927 code for a protein of 363 amino acids. NCBI's taxonomy places the organism in Eukaryota, Metazoa, Mollusca, Gastropoda, Aplysiida, Aplysiidae. The record is from RefSeq and is a predicted model, not a curated record.